AUUCUGAUAAUCUGACUGUCACAAAGACGCAAACUUGUUUCUCUUUCGCAGGUGACUUGUUGAUCUUAUUGAAUGUCUUACUAAAUAAGAAGACUUUGCCAACAACAUAA
This is a messenger RNA of Lactuca saligna, 110 nucleotides long. The record is from the annotation of a GenBank genome assembly. Lineage: Eukaryota; Viridiplantae; Streptophyta; Magnoliopsida; Asterales; Asteraceae.